AUGGAAACAAAAUCGGCCAGAUUUUCAAAAAAACUUUUGGGAAGGGCUGUUGACCCUGACGGCGAUAUCCUUGACAAAAGAGGUAAUGUCGUUGGGCACGCAGAGAAGUACAAAGAGAAACCAGGGCCAGAAAAGGAAGAGUUGUCAAUUCUAAAGGGAUUAUCGCCAAAUAAACGCGGAAACAUCGUGGGACCCGACGGAAUACCUAUUGGUAGGGUCAUCGAGGGAAAUUCUACACAACUAGUCGGUAAGAAGGUUGAUGAGCAUGGCUGUAUAUGGAAUGAUUCUGGAAAGCACAUUGGCCAAUGCGAAUUGAUACCGGAAGAAGAACGGGAUAUAAAAGCGGAGUGUCCUUUUUCUGGCAUUGAUGUGUUGGUUGUUGUCAAUGACGGCUUGGUCGAAGAUGAAAACGGGCAUGUUGUUGGCAAAGGGAAUGUUAAGGGGCAUGUCGAGCCUUACGGGGAGCUUGAAGAGGAAGUCGGGAGGAAGAUCUGUCACUGUUAG
Histoplasma mississippiense is the source of this 504-nucleotide messenger RNA. RefSeq lists its product with no specific name. Lineage: Eukaryota; Fungi; Ascomycota; Eurotiomycetes; Onygenales; Ajellomycetaceae. The record is from RefSeq and is a predicted model, not a curated record. The transcript has a single exon. The coding region runs from base 1 to 504 and encodes 167 amino acids.